UCACUAAAUUCUGAUAUUUCUUUAGUGGUGUUUGCAGAUGAGCGCCACGUAUAUUAGUUACUGUAAUUGAGUGUGUGUGUAUAUAUAUAACAUAUUUGGGUAACAUAGGAGUAGGAAACACAGAAAGAGAGGAAAAACAGUGGGUGUUUUUGUUGGUAUUGAUAUGGAGUUCCUGAAGACGAUGAUGAUGAGUUCGAUUUGGGGAGUUUUAGUAUUGAUGUUUUGUGGUUUGAUGAGUGUAAAAUGGGUUCUUAAAAGAGCAAAUUGGUGGUUGUAUGAGAAAAAACUGGGUGAAAAGCAGUACUCUCUACCUCCAGGAGAUUUGGGGUGGCCUCUCAUUGGGAAUAUGUGGUCUUUUCUUAGAGCUUUCAAGUCAUCAAAUCCUGAUUCUUUCAUGGAAACCUAUGUUAACAGAUAUGGGCGUACUGGAAUGUACAAAGCAUUCAUGUUUGGGCAACCGAGCGUGAUAGUAACAGUGCCGGAAACAUGCAAAAGAGUAUUAACGGAUGAUGAUGCGUUUAAGCCGGGUUGGCCAAUCUCCACUAUGAAACUGAUUGGAGAGAAAUCAUUCAUUGGGAUUUCUUUUGAAGAACACAAGCGUCUCAGACGUUUAACUGCUGCUCCAGUUAAUGGUCAUGAAGCAUUGUCUGUCUACUUGGAAUACAUUGAAAGAAGUGUAAAAUCAGCUUUGGAAAAAUGGGCAAACAUGGAACAAAUCGAAUUCUUAACUCAACUCAGAAAGCUUACUUUUAGGAUAAUAAUGUACAUUUUUCUUAGCUCUGAGAGUGACCAUGUCAUGGAGGCUUUGGAAAGGGAAUAUACUGCACUUAACUACGGGGUUAGAGCCAUGGCGAUCAAUGUUCCUGGAUUUGCUUACCAUAAAGCUCUUAAGGCUCGGAAAAAUCUUGUUGCUAUUUUACAAUCUAUAGUGGACGAGCGAAGAAAUCAGAGGAAGGGCGACAACUACAACAACAACAAUAAUUUGGGAAAAAAGAAGGACAUGAUGGAUGCCCUUCUCGAUGUUGAAGAUGGAAAUGGCAGAAAACUGGAAGAUGAGGAAAUCAUUGAUGUUCUUGUCAUGUACUUGAAUGCAGGGCAUGAAUCUUCUGGUCAUACCAUGAUGUGGGCUACUAUUUUCUUGCAAGAACACCCUGAAUUUUUAGAAAAAGCUAAGGCAGAGCAAGAGAGGAUUGUUAAAAAGAGGCCACCUACACAGAAGGGUUUGACUCUUAAAGAAAUCCGAGAAAUGACUUAUCUUGACAAGGUGAUUGAUGAAACUCUUCGUGUAGUAACAUUCUCACUCACUGUUUUUCGAGAGGCAAAAUCAGAUAUCAAUCUAAGUGGCUACACCAUUCCCAAGGGUUGGAAAGUUCUGGUAUGGUUCAGAAGUGUUCACUUCGAUCCUGAAAUUUAUCCAAAUCCAAAAGAAUUCAAUCCUGACAGAUGGGAGGGUUAUACUCCCAAAGCUGGAACUUUCCUUCCUUUUGGAGGAGGAAGCAGGUUGUGCCCUGGAAAUGAUCUGGCCAAACUUGAAAUUGCUGUAUUUCUUCACCAUUUUCUCCUGAAUUAUGGGGUGGAACGACUUAAUCCUGGAUCUCCCGUUAUGUAUUUACCCCAUUCAAGGCCCAAAGAUAAUUGCAUGGCAAGACUUAGGAAAUCAUAUUCAGCUAUGUAGAAAAGACAUGGGACAUUAAAUAAAAGCAUGUUCUUGCUUCCUUCUUAAUAAAAUUAUAAUAAAGGAUUUUUAAUUA
Pistacia vera is the source of this 1751-nucleotide messenger RNA. Its product is annotated as ent-kaurenoic acid oxidase 2. The record is from RefSeq and is a predicted model, not a curated record. Gene Ontology annotation, molecular function: heme binding; ent-kaurenoic acid monooxygenase activity; iron ion binding. Gene Ontology annotation, biological process: multicellular organism development; sterol metabolic process; brassinosteroid homeostasis. Gene Ontology annotation, cellular component: endoplasmic reticulum. NCBI's taxonomy places the organism in Eukaryota, Viridiplantae, Streptophyta, Magnoliopsida, Sapindales, Anacardiaceae. The transcript is spliced from 8 exons. Bases 164 to 1675 code for a protein of 503 amino acids.